CUUCUUCCUGGAGGAGGAGGCCGGAAAUUGGACUUGGGCUGUGGGGCUACGGCGUUACCAGUGUAAACCCAGAGCUAGGUUCCUGAUCUUUCACAAUGGGUGAACCACAGCAAGUGAGUGCACUUCCACCUCCUCCGAUGCAAUACAUUAAGGAAUAUACAGAUGAAAAUAUUCAGGAAGGCCUAGCUCCCAAGCCUCCACCUCCAAUAAAAGACAGUUAUAUGAUGUUUGGCAACCAGUUCCAAUGUGAUGAUCUGAUUAUCCGCCCUUUGGAAAGUCAGGGCAUUGAACGGCUUCAUCCUAUGCAGUUUGAUCACAAGAAAGAACUGAGAAAACUCAAUAUGUCUAUCCUCAUUAAUUUCUUAGACCUCUUAGAUAUUUUGAUAAGGAGCCCUGGGAGUAUAAAACGAGAAGAGAAGCUAGAAGAUCUUAAGCUGCUUUUUGUACAUGUGCAUCAUCUUAUAAACGAAUACCGACCCCACCAAGCCAGAGAGACAUUGAGAGUCAUGAUGGAGGUGCAGAAACGUCAACGCCUUGAAACAGCUGAGAGGUUUCAGAAGCAUCUGGAACGAGUCAUUGAGAUGAUUCAGAGUUGCUUGGCUUCUUUGCCUGAUGAUUUGCCUCAUUCAGAAGCAGGAAUGAGAAUAAAAACUGAACCAAUGGAUGCUGAUGAUAACAGCAAUUGCACUGGACAGAAUCAGCAACAAAGAGAAAAUUCUAGUCAUAUGAGAGACCAGAUUAUAGAGAAAGAUGCUGCCUUGUGUGUCCUAAUUGAUGAAAUGAAUGAAAGACCAUGAUGGUUGUUGCUUUUUUUUCCUUGCUUUGCUUUUCUCCUUUCAGUAAAUAAUAUCAUACGUUAGUUUAUUUUUUCAUAGACAGUCUUAAAAGAGGUAUAACUAAAAGUCAUGAAAAUGGCUUUUAUCUUGACUCUCCAACUUUGUCAGUUGUGAGAUGUCACAGGCAGUAAUUUCACUUUAUAGCAAUUGUAGGCAAAUGAGCACCCCUACAUUAAGAGUAAUCACCUUAAAAAGCAAAAUAUUUGUGUUAUUGUGUGGGUCAUUGCUAUUUUUGAAAUUGCAGUAAAACUUUAAGAUAUCCUCAAUAAAAGCAAGCUAUCAUCCUUGAAAAGUAGAUUUAUCAUUUGCUUUAAAUAAUAAAUAAGGGAUAUCGAGCUGUGUAAAUGUUAAUUAUGAAAUCUUUAGACUUAUUUCACUUAAAAAUUUGCUUAACAUCUCUAAAAAGUAGUAUAACACGUUACAAGAGAAGAACCCAGUAAAGCUGAUAAAGCGGCACCUUUAUUUUCCCUUACGACUGCUCCUGUAAACCUGCUAUCUCAGCCUUUUCUCUUCAUCCUGGAUGGAAUCUUAGGUGGGUCCCAUAACUUUGUUUUCCCUGGUCGUUCACUGGCGUCAUUUCUGGCUGCAACACUCAUUUCAGCAGUUAAAAUAUCUGUGUGAUUAGCUGCACAUUUCUUUUAAAGCUUGGCUCAUAUUUCCUUAAGGCUGGAUGCCUGCAAGGGAAAGGAGCUGGGUAGGGUAGCAAAGACUGCUAGAUGUCCACUAAAGAUUCUUGCUUCCCUGAGAUGUUAUUCAGCAAUGGCUGCCCAGCCAGGAACUUUUUUGUUUCCCAGACCCCCCUCCCUUGUAUCUUCGUGAAGCCAUGUGACUAAGUUUUGGGCAGUGGAAUAUGGGUGUAGGAAUACUGGCCUGCCCCAUAAAAUAUUUUUGCAUGAUCUUCCAUUCACUUCUCCUGUAUCUUGGCUUGGCAGCAUGUCCAAGCAGGCAUGCUUGACCUUGGAAGCCACUUGAAUUUAGCAAAGAUUCAGUCAGCUUGGGUCUUGAAUAACGGUGAGGACUAGGCCUUCCCUUCUUUAACCCCUGUCCUCUCCUUAUCCUCUGCACCCUCACCCUCCAAGCCUUAUGUGAGCAAGGAAUAAACUUGUUUUGAACACUGA
Messenger RNA from Choloepus didactylus (southern two-toed sloth), 1954 nucleotides. It is a transcript of the gene MED7, whose product is annotated as mediator complex subunit 7. Gene Ontology annotation, biological process: regulation of transcription by RNA polymerase II. Gene Ontology annotation, molecular function: transcription coregulator activity. The transcript is spliced from 2 exons. The record is from RefSeq and is a predicted model, not a curated record. Gene Ontology annotation, cellular component: mediator complex. The coding region runs from base 96 to 797 and encodes 233 amino acids. Lineage: Eukaryota; Metazoa; Chordata; Mammalia; Pilosa; Megalonychidae.